Messenger RNA from Adineta ricciae, 549 nucleotides. Lineage: Eukaryota; Metazoa; Rotifera; Eurotatoria; Adinetida; Adinetidae. The record is from the annotation of a GenBank genome assembly.
AUGUCGACAGGAACAUUCACGAAGAUACCGGACGAAACAGUUCGUUCGAUAUUUAUCAUACCAUGGCAUCAAUUUUCAAAUAUCUCUUGUCUGUUUUGGUAUUUCUUUGUACAAGUGGUCUGUUACAAGAAGUUGCAGCAAGCUGGUCCGGUGGUUGGAACAACCGUGGCUCGCGUGGACAGAAAUGGAAUGGGCGUGCACUUAACAACGACAUCAGUUCUGUUUCUUACCUUAACUCAAAAAGUCGCCAAUAAAGGGCAGCAACGCAGUUCACGAUUAUCACACGUCAUUUACUUUUGUUUCUCGUAUAUCUGUAACUUACGGCUGGUUAUUUGUGCUAGCGGAUUGUUACAAGAAGCUUCAGCACAUUGGGGCUGGGGUCGUGGCUAUGGACGUUGGCAUGGUUAUGGUGGAUACGGUAGAUACGGUGGAUACGGUGGAUACGGUGGAUACGGUGGAUACGGUGGAUAUGGUGGAUAUGGUGGAUAUGGUGCAUAUUAUGGCGGCUACCCAUACGGUAGCUGGGGUGGAUAUACCUGGGGUCGUUAA